Messenger RNA from Zychaea mexicana, 1215 nucleotides. Its product is annotated as LIM-domain binding protein-domain-containing protein. Lineage: Eukaryota; Fungi; Mucoromycota; Mucoromycetes; Mucorales; Lichtheimiaceae. The coding region runs from base 1 to 1215 and encodes 404 amino acids. Gene Ontology annotation, biological process: positive regulation of transcription by RNA polymerase II; negative regulation of transcription by RNA polymerase II. The transcript has 8 exons. Gene Ontology annotation, cellular component: nucleus; transcription regulator complex. The record is from RefSeq and is a predicted model, not a curated record.
AUGACAGCAAAUGGAACUUUAAUGAAACAGCAUUUGCCUACGCCUGCAAUGACAGCUGCCCCUCUGCCAAAUACGGGCUUUCAUACAAGUCAGGCUGUUUUAAAGCUUAUGCAAUUCAGUGACCGGCUUAGUCCAGGCAACGAGGCAACCGAACUAUCUACGUGGACUAAAUUUGUAGAUGAAUUCUUUACACGGAGUGGAUCACUGAGAUUCACGUUAUGGAACGCAUCGACAGAAGAAAAGAGACUCCAUACAAUUUCACGACCUUCGAUUGCACGAAUUUUUCAAACACAGUAUGAAUGCGGAGUUACCUCACUACAACUCACAAUGGAUCAAACCAAUGAAUACUUUCUUGACAAAGCGAUGCUGUUGGAGUGUCCUCGAUCCAGUUUUAUUUAUCGCUACGAGAAUGGCUCCUUGGUGAUAUUAUUUGGUGUAUUAUCGGUCGUUCUGGUGUCGGAUUCUGUCAGUGGCAGUCUCAAGAUUGAAAAGUUUGAUUUUGAAUGCUCAAAGCAUGAGGAGUUUGUUGCGCGACAAAAUAUCAAUAUUGUUUCAACACCGGCGAAGAAAAAGGGCAAGAAGCCUCCGCCAUCGAUUUUGCCAGACUCGCCUGUGAGCGAAUGGGGUGUACCUGCACGGAUAUUGCAGCUGAUGCUGAUAUCGGAUACUGCUGCCACGUUUUCUGAAAUCGCCUUCACUGCCAUAACAACAGUGGUUCCUCCAGCUAUGGCAUUAAAGAUACGUGCAAAUUUUGCCCAACAACAUCUAAUGGAACUGCAUCGUCGGCAACAACAGCAACAGCAACAGCAACUGCAACAGCAGCAGCAGCAACAACAACAACAGCAAGGAAUUCCCGGCGCGGCAGUAGUACCCCAGCCUACAGGCUUUUACCCAGGUGCUUCGAUACCCAUGGGCGGCGGUAUACAGCAAACGAUGUCUGGACCCGUACGAAUGCCCUCUUAUACCAACAUGCAGCAAAUGCCAUCCUCGCCUAAUGUUUUACCGAACGCUGUGCCGAAUAAUGCAACUAAUUAUGCUCACGUACCCUCGCCGCUGGGAUCCAGCCCUGUUAUCACAAAUAAACGUAAACCUGUCGAUAACGAGGAUGAAGAGCAAUCACAACAACCGCCACAGCAGCAAACGCCACAGCCACAGCAGCCGACACCUACGAAAACGGCUACGCCGCGUAAGAAGAAGGCUGCCCGCAAAGGAUGA